GAGAGAGAGGGUAGGAUAAUUAGACGCGCGAUCUCCCACCACGGUUGACUUGGGUAUUUCGAUACGACGACAUCGAUGCCGACCAAUCGCCUCGUUAACGGACGAUAACUGCCCCCUAGCCGUUUAUCGGUCUCGUUCAAUUAACGGUCUCUCCUUAUCCGGGCCUCCGAUUCCCCCCUCCCCCCCACCACCUCCUUUUUUUCCACGCAUCUCGGUAAAUCGCACGCCCGGCAAAAUGGCGGACCAAUAAUAACAACAACAACAAGCGUCGAUAUUUUUGCGUCUCUGUUCGAACGAAUCCUUCAUGGCCAUUCUCCUUUUUUUCCUUCUCCUUCGUUUCGCGUAACAACGAAAUCUUGAAUGGAAAAAAGAAAUGGAAAUGUGCGAUUUUAAUAAGUCGCGACGUUCUGCGGAAAAGAGAAUAUAUAUAAGAAUGAAAGUUUAAUUUAAUCAGAGUUGGGUAUUAAUCCGUUGAGAAAAUUAGUUAACAAUAUUGAAUAACAUUUAUUCGUAAUUUAUUACUAUGUUUUGAAAUAAAUUAUGUUUAAGUUAGUUCGUAAUUUCAGCUGUUAGAAUAUCGGCCCACCCGAGCAUGUAAAAUUUCUUUCACUAUAUAUAUAUAUAUAUAUAUAGAGAUUGAAUGAUAAUAAUAAGCAGACAAGUAAUUGAGGAAUUAUCCUCUAUGCGAAUUCUCGCUUUGCAACGGGAAUCAACGUGGUAGGAUUCAUAAGAUCGGUGCGAAUUCCUCCUUUAAGAUUAAAUGCAAUUGGAAAUGUCAAACGUAUAUUGUGCAUCCCUCUCCACAAAUCUCUCUCUCUCCCUAUUAUUCGUAUUAUCGUUACGAAUCUUGCCUCUGAUUUUAUCGAGAGUUUCGAACAGCGUUGCGUCCGCCCGAUCCUUGACGCGGACCACUAACCAUUCACGUCCCGUGAACCGUUUACCUGCACUCCUCGACGCUCGAAACAUGGAUCGAGCAUUUUUUUUCCACGCGAUUCCUUUCAAUGUUAAUUCGUCCCUCUAUUUACUUUCAAUUUGGGAAAAAAAGAGGUUUGCUUUCCUAAGGGAAGAGGAGGGGCGAAGAAGGAUGUCGAACGACGAGGAGAAACCGUUCGCGGUGGAGAGGGCGAAAAGUGGGCGGGCCAAAUGCAAGAAGUGCAAGUGUCCAAUAGAGAAGGACACGGUGAGGAUCGCCAAAUUGGUCGCGAAUCCGUUCACGGAUGGCAAGAUGAAAGCGUGGCAUCACCUGACCUGCCUAUUCGAGGUAUUCGCUAAACAGAGAGCCAGUACCAAGCGAAUAGACGAUCCCGCGGAGGACGUGAGCGGGUGGGAAGAUCUGAGCAAGGAGGACAGAGCGAUCGUGCUUCGUAUGAUCGAAGAGUUCGAAAAGGAUUCGAAAAAUCACACUCCUAAGGGGAAAGCAGUGGAAGCGAGAAAGCGCAAAAGUGACAUUGGCACGAAAUCCGAUCCUUCUCCGAGCAAAAAAACUAAGGAGAAAGAGAAGGAGAAUGAGAAGAAGAAGAAGAAGAACGAUUCGAUAUCCUCGAGCGAGAAGGAAGAAACGGAUAGCUCCUCGGCGACCAGGAGCCCAGAGAAAAGAGCGACGAGAGACGAUUCGUUCAAGGAAUUUCAACGGGUUUGCAACGAUGUGGCAAAAGUGGACGCGUAUACCGAAAAAACGGCCGUCAUGAAAAGCUUGUUCAGCAAAGGAUCCGAAGCUGACGGUUUUAAAAGCGACGUGAAGCUGUGGUGCAGAAUGUUGCUUCCCGGGGCCGUGAAGAGGGUGUACAACUUGCAAAGCAAACAAUUGGUCAAGCUGUUCUCUCGGAUACUGCUCGAGGACGAGGGCGAGAUGCUGGAACAUCUCGAGCGAGGAGACGUAGCUGAAACCAUCCGAUCCUUUUUCGAGAGAAGCGCCGCUCGAAAGCCAGCUGAAAACAGCGUGCUUACCAUUCAACAGGUGGAUGAAUUUCUGCAAGAGUUAUCGCUUUUAACCAAAGAGGAGGAGCAAAUUAGCCACUUUUGUUCCAUCGUCUCGAGAUGCACUCUGGACGAUCUAAAGAUGAUAAUCCGGCUGAUCAAGCACGAUUUAAGGAUAAAUGCCGGUCCGAAACAUGUUUUGGCCGCGGUGCACGAAGACGCUUACGAGGCUUUCCAAACAUCCAGGGAUUUGAACAGCGUCAUCGAACGGUGUUUGCAACGAUCGAAGAAGUCGAAAUCGAAGAAGCAAGAGUCGAAUUCAUCCAAUGUCGAGAUUACGCUUAUGACACCCGUUUUACCUAUGCUGGCAGAGGCUUGCAAAUCCGUGGAAAUGGCGAUGAAGAAAUGUCCAAAUGGAAUGCUGGCCGAAGUGAAGUACGAUGGAGAACGCGUUCAAGUGCACAAGAAAGGGAACGAAUUUCGAUACUUUAGCAGAUCUUUGAAACCAGUGCUUUCUCAUAAAGUGAAUCUCUUCAAGAAUUAUAUUCCGCAAGCUUUUCCAGACGGCGAUGAUCUGAUUUUAGAUUCCGAGAUACUCAUGAUCGAUACAAAUACCGGAAAACCGUUGCCCUUUGGUAGCUUGGGCAUUCAUAAGAAAGCUGAAUUCAAAGAUGCAAAUGCCUGUUUGUUCGUUUUCGAUUGUAUUUAUUACAACGGACAUGUUUUGUUGCACAAAUCUAUGAUUGAGCGAAGACAGAUAUUAACGGAGAGAAUGUCAGAGAUACCAAACAGAAUAAUGCUCUCGGAAACGGAGGAAAUCUAUAAUUCUCAAGAUUUAGCGAAAAUGAUCGCCAAGAUUCUCAAUAUGGGUCUUGAAGGCUUAGUCCUCAAAGAUAUUCACAGCAAAUAUGAACCGGGUAAAAGGCACUGGUUGAAGGUAAAAAAGGAUUAUUUAUACGACGGUGCGAUGGCCGAUAGUGCAGAUCUCGUCGUGCUCGGCGCAUGGUACGGUACAGGGAACAAAGGAGGUAUGAUGUCUGUAUUCCUCAUGGGUUGCUACGAUGAAGAUCGUGACAAUUGGGUAACGGUGACCAAAGUACACACUGGUCACGACGAUGCAACUCUGGCAAGCCUUCAGGAUGAGCUCGAUAUGAUAAAAAUAGGCAAGAAUCCAACUAAAGUACCGCGUUGGUUACGCGCUAAUAAACCAAUGAUUCCCGACUUUGUUGCAAAGGAUCCGAAGAAACAACCGGUGUGGGAAAUAACGGGGGCAGAGUUCACCAAUCAGGGUGUUCACACAGCUGAUGGCAUCAGUAUCAGAUUUCCACGUGUAACGCGCAUUCGUCGAGAUAAAGAUUGGUCUUUAGCCAUCACUUUAAAUGAAUUGCGAAAUCUUUUCAAAAAGAGUUCCCAGUCGAUAGAUCUUUCUCUUCUUUUGCCUUCGACUUCUAAGAAAGAAAUUGAUAAAAGGAGAAUGAACGAAGAAGAUUCAUCUUUUUUGAGCACAAAAGCGAAACGCGAAGAUGAAAGAUCAAAGUCUCCAACAAGGAAAAAUAGGGAUUCAAAAACGAUUAAAACACCUUCUCCAAGGAAAUCUCCCGCAAAGCCAGCAGCCAGCAGUUCUCCUCGUGCACGAUCUAGAUCUAACGGAAGAAAUAAGAAGGAUCAAAGAAGGAACGACGAUGCAGAAAAAAAUGUUUUCAACGAACGGGAUACAGAGGCAGCGUAUUAUGCUUUUGUAGAUAAGGACUUCAUCGAGUAUUCCGCUGCAGGAGUCCCGUUAAAUUGGAUCGAAGGACGAAAACCCAAGGAUGGUCUUCCGUCGGAUGCAAAAUCGUUGCAUAAUUUAACGAGCGACGAAUUGAAAUCUAAAAGCGUUUUAAAGGAUACACCGAUCAGCUUGGCGCCAAGCUUUAAGAAAAGCAAGCAACGUGAUUACGUUCGCAACAUGCUCAAGACUCUUGGGGCUAAGGUGUUGAACGGCGAAGGCAAAUCCACGGCCACGUAUAUGAUUCAUCCUUGUAAGGAAAUUCUAUCGUCCGCUCUUCACGAAUUCGAGGAUGUUCCAAAGGCGGUAAGGCACGUGAGCAUCUCUUGGGUAGAGGCGGCCGCCUCUACCAUGGAAAUUCAAGAGGCGGAAGAGCACGCGGUGGAACUGGCCGAGAGUUAUUGUUCCUGCCCCUGUUCUCAUCGAUGACCAUCUUUCAGCAAAAUGGCGUAGAAUUCAGCGGGAGGAGAAUUUUGCGUUUACCUUUUUUUCCUCGCAUCCCGGUACGUUUUGUCCUUGAAAUCGAGUGUUGGAAACUCUCGACCGCUUUUACGAAAGAAAAUUGUAGAAAAUUGUAAAUUGUACAUUCUAUAUUUAUUUCGCUACUUGAUACUCGUAGCAAGAUAUUAUUCUUGAAGAAAAUAAAGAGAUCGAUCUUAUACAGUA
Molecule: messenger RNA, 4351 nt
Organism: Apis mellifera (honey bee)
Lineage: Eukaryota; Metazoa; Arthropoda; Insecta; Hymenoptera; Apidae
Gene: DNAlig3
Product: DNA ligase 3
Exons: 20
Coding region: 761-4114 (1117 amino acids)
Biological process (GO): mitochondrial DNA repair; lagging strand elongation; DNA biosynthetic process
Cellular component (GO): DNA ligase III-XRCC1 complex
Molecular function (GO): ATP binding; DNA ligase (ATP) activity; DNA binding
Source: RefSeq, a predicted model, not a curated record